GAACGAAGUAUGAAAUUCUGUGGUGGUUUAGGACCGAGAUGUGAAUCAGUGUGUUUUUAUUUUUAUUAAUAUUUUGUAUAGCUUACAAAAUUAUACGUGCAUAAACCUAUAUUAACCUUACUUGUUUACCCUUUUUAUAUAUAUAUUAAGAGCAACGUUAAAGUUUAUGUUAAGUAUAAUUAUUAAUUAAAAGUACUCACGGGAGUACUGUGUGAUUGUUGAUAUCUUUAAGUGUGUGUUAAAUAGAACGAAAAACCAGUGAAUUUGAAGAAAAAUGGGAGAUAAAGAGGAUUAUUUGACAUCAUACCGAUUGUUUUUCGAGAAUUUUGCUGCAAAUGUAAAUCCAGAGGACCAGUUACCUGUAUUUGCUUCUGACUACUCCAUCACGGAGGCAGAAUUGCCUGGCGAUGUUAUUUACUGGACCAUCGAGUAUCUUCGAGAGAAAUCAUGUCCGGCAACACUAAUGACUCCGCUUUUGCGGAUAAUACUAGACGAGGUGCGAAUUGCAGCGAAAAAAUAUCCAAAUGACUUUGGUUAUAAUGCUGAUAAGUCAGCAUACAAAGCGAUAUCACUGAUGCAGGCAGUGAUAGCUAGAGUGAACGCAGUAUGUAUGAGGUAUCUGGACAAUUCUCGGUUGGACACUCUCCCUCCGCCACCACGGACUCAAAAGGAGUUUCUGACAGUUUCCGCUGCCUUGCGGAACUCACGACGCGUUAUGGAGGAUCGACACGUUGAAAUUGGGAACUUGGAAGCGUUGUUUGAUAUUGAGACAACGGAACACACAAGUUUCUAUGCAGUAUAUGACGGGCACGCGGGUUCGUCCGCGGCGCAGUACUGUGCGGCGCAUUUGCACCAAUAUUUGGUGGAGAGUCCGAACUUCAAGAAAAACUUACGAGAUGCAAUACGAGACGCCUUUUUGAAGACCGACACGGAAUUUAUUAACAAGAGCAAAGUUGAGCACCGCGUAGUGGGAGGCAGUACAGCAGUUGUGAUUUGUAUUCGUGGAAAGCGGCUUUUGGUGGCAUGGGCUGGCGACUCACUCGCUCUAGUUGCACAGCGUAUGCGUGUUAUGCAACUGGUACAUCCACAUAAACCAAGCAGAGAGGACGAGAGAAAACGAAUAGAGGCGUCCGGUGGGACCGUGAUGUAUUGGGGCACGUGGCGAGUGAACGGUCAACUUGCCGUCUCAAGGGCGAUUGGUGACGCACAAUACAAGCCAUACGUGAUUGCUCAUCCAGAACAGGCUGCGUUAGACCUGGAUGGAGAUGAAGACUUCCUUGUGAUAGCCUGUGAUGGCCUCUGGGACGUGGUCAGCGAGGAUGAGGUGGCGUUGGCUGUGUACCGGCAGAUCACUGCUGAUCCAAAUGAUUUGAAAGCAGUGACAAAGCGUCUGAUACUUCAAGCGAAGAGGGAAGGCUCGGAGGACAAUAUCUCCAUAAUCGUAGUCUUCCUGAAGGACCCCCGAGAUAUUGCCGCCCAGAACUGCCCGCCCAUGGAGCUUGGGCUGGACAACGCGGUGGUGAGCCCACCACUGCGCCCGUUCGAUGUCGACGAUAAAGUCAAUACAGUGGCUGAGGCCGCUGGUGGCGAAGACAACGGCGUCUCAGACAGCGACAGCGAGGAUUUAGGACCCGAAACGGCAGUCGAUGUGGACGCGGAUGAUGGAGAUGUAGAGAUGAGAAAUCCAGCACCACCCACUCCGCCUGCACAUGAUGUGGAGACGAGCCAAACCGACGGCAAUCUGGUGGAUAAUGUAGCUGAGAGUGGUGAAGACUCUGAGGACGAGUGGAAUUACUUCAAAGGCGAAGGUGAGCGGAAUCCUAGUGAAGAAGCAGACGAGGCACCCCGAUCAGAGACUCCUUGUCAAGACAAUUCAGCGUGGGAGAGUAGUUCUGUAGACAUGAAUAGUUCACCAUUAAACCCCGAUGCUCCGGUGUUUGUCCCGGGUGGAGUGGCUGGUUCUGAUGUCUUGCUGGCUGAGUCUCCACGUAAGCCUUUACCGAUGGAGGACAUUAUAGUUCCUGAUGUCAAGCAGUUUGAGACGGAAGCCGGUGGAAGACCAGCAGAGUUGCAAGACUUGGAUAAUUGCGAUCAGUUGAAUGGUCACCAUAAUAUUUCAAUUGAAGGCGUUACUGCACAUCUAAAUGGGAAUACAAAAUGUGAUAUGGACAGUUUUGAAUUUAACGGACUUGAGUCUGAAAAAAUAAAGGAUUCAAGUCUUAUCCAAGAUUUUGAACGGAUUCAAAAGGAUACUACAGACUUCUGUAAUAUACAAGUAUUUCAAACACAGAGUGAAACCAAUCCUUUCAGCAUAGAAGGCAAUAAUGAUCUUUUUGAAAGGCUUAAAAAUAAGGAAAGAGAUCCCAUGAGCAUGAGCUUUUACCAGGAGAAGGAUGAUGACACAUGUGAAAGAUUCUCCAAACUGGAAUCGCAAGUCGACCUUAAUUCAGUACAACCACUACCAGAUAGUGAUGAUGAAGACACAGAACCGAAUGGAGAUUGUCAACAUGUUGUAGAAGAUAAAGAAAAUAUUCAUCCAGAAGAACACAACAAUUUAUUUUCACUCAUAAACAAUGACAUGGAACCGAACAAUGAUAUAUUAAGAUUUGAUGAUAGAAAUGAUAUUACAGAAAACAAUCUUGUUGAUGAAAAUGUAGAAUGCAAUGUUGAAUGUAACAAUAUGCAAAACUAUUCCAAUGUUGAUUUUGAAUGUAGAAAUCUGGAGAAUGUCAUUCCAACUGAUACGCCUGAAUCUCACAAAUUACUUUUUGAACAAAUACCUGAAAUUCCUGAUGGUAAAAGUUCAGAAUUAGGUUUCAGUAAUGAUGAUAUGUUAGAUCCAUCUGAAAGUGAAAAAGAUAAUAUAACCCCACAAGAUUUGUUUCAAGAUGAUGAAAUGGAAAUGAACCAGGAAGAUAGUGAAAUCCAAAAUGAUAUACCAUUCGAAGUCAAUGAACAUAUGCAAACAUUCAUUGAGCAUUCAGCAGAUAUAAUUGAAAAAGAAAGUGAAUUUGUUUCAGAAUUAGAAUCUGAUAAGCUUACACCAGAACCAACAGAGACAUCAAAAUUCAAUGGAUUAGACUCGGAAGGAAUUGAAAACAAUAUAAUUGUAGAUGUCCACCAAUCUGAAAAAGAUGUGGAUGAGUUUGAGACUGAAAAAAAACAAUAUGAUAGUAAUGAUUUAGUUGAUAAUGAAGAGGCAAUUUUGGGUACCCCAAAAAUCACUCUCGAUAGUGGUGAAAUUCCAAUGUAUGAUACAUUAACGUCAAAAACUCCUGAGCUCGUAGAUUCUGUAACACAAUCGCCCCUUCCAGAGUUAGAUCAAAAUCUAACACAAAAGGAAGAUUCGUUACCACGACAGUCGCCGUUGUUAGACGAUGUACUUUCCAAGUCGCCUGAACCUUCUGAAGCAGUCUCUGAUGGCCUUAUGUUUGGUGAUUCAUCUGCUAUGGCGCAAUCCCCUCUACCUUCACAAUCACCUCUCGUUCCCGAGGAAAUAAAUUCGCCCAUUCCACCCCAGGAUAUACCGUUAGUUCCUGCAGAAGUACCAUUACCAAGAGAGUCACCACUUCCUUCUGAAUCGUCACUUAUGGAUGAGCUUGAACACCGAUCACCUCUUCCAGUUGAAAACUCAAUUCUCCAACCACUAGAAGAGAUUCAAAAAGAUCUGCCCCUAGAAACCAGUGCUCUAGAAAGUGAGUUUUCACUCCCGGGUCCUAUUAAGACUCCUGAACAACUCACGGAUACAGUUUCAAAGGAAUCAUUUCCUAUUGAGUCUCCUCUCCCUGUUAACGAAAUUGAAGACACCCUUACAAUGAAUGAAAAUAUUACACCUAGGCAUUCACCUUUCCCAGUUAAUGAUUUUGUUCCAAGGGAGUCUCCGUUGCCAACACAAAAGGAAACUUUAGACAACAUGUUUACAAGAGAAUCACCUGUUCCUGUACAGGAAUCCGUAGUAGCAGAAUCACCCAUUCCUGAACAGGAAUCAAUGGUAUCAGAAUCAUCCAUUCCUGUACCGGAAACAAUAGUGAGAGAAUCCCCUGCUCCUUUACAAGAAUUGGAAGCUAGAGAAUCACCUGUUCCUUUACAAGAAUUGGAAGCAAGAGAAUCAUCUGUUCCUUUACAAGAAUUAGAAGCAACAGAAUCACCCAUUCUUUUACAAGAAUCCAUAGCAAGAGAAUCACCUGUUCCGCUACAGCAGGAAUCCGUUGCAAGAGAAUCACCCAUUCUUUUGCGAGAAUCGGAAGCAAGAGAGUCUCCCAUUCCGGAACAGCAGCCUCCUGUAAAAUCACCUCUACCAGACAUAAGUGAUUCAAAACCGCAAGAUGUGCCCAUGGAGGCUCCGGUAUUACCAAAUGAUGUGGUACAAAAUGAUUUACUCGUAGAAAGUUGCGUCGCGGUCACCAGCGCGAUUCCGAACAAUGAUGAGCAAAUUCGACCUGCCACGACUCCGCCGCCCACGCCAGCAAUCCUGAUGGACCAGACUCAGAGCGAUGCACCGACCGCGACAUCAAUCGACCCGUUAUCGGCUACUGCAUUAGCCGGCGCCGUCGCUGCCGCUGCAGCCACCGCUGCCGUAACUUCGUCUAAAACCGCUGUCAAAAAACCUUCUCUCACCCCCACCGCUCGGCCGAAAGCUGCUGCCAAAACUCCCGCUAAGUCGCCCGCUUCGGCGACAAAGCGACCGACUUCGUCCACGACUCCACGAGCGACGGCGCCAAAGGUGCCCACCCCCGCCCCCGCCAAACCUUCCCCGAAGCCCUCUUCCCCGACGAAAGCCGCCAAACCGCUGGCCCCGGCUGCCACUAAGGCCGCACCUCGACUUCCUGCGGCUCGACCGGCGACUAAGGCGCCCGCGCCUAAACCGCCUACCGCUGCCAAAACGACCUCGGCCGCUCCCAAACCCCAGAGUGCGGCUCCCAAACCCCUCAGUGCAGCUCCGAGAGUUCCGGCCGCAAAACCCGCCCCGCGGCCCGCUACGGCUAAACCUGCCGCAACCGCAACGGCUAAACCUGCCGCACCGGCUACUAAACCGCCAGCACCCAUCACCAGACCCGCGCCUAUUUCGGCAAGAACUGUCACCAAGACUACCACUGCAGCAAAAACCACUGUCGCGGUGGCUAAGCCCAAGGCACCCGAGAAAAAGCCGUUGACGAACGGUGAUGUGAAACCAGCGGCCAAACCAGCUCCGAGAGCCGCGCCCGCCGCCCGCCCCGCGCCACGCCCCGCCCCGCGUGUGCCUGCCGCUGCUCCCGCUAAGCCGGCAGCAGCUAAACCAACACGUACAGUUCUCGACAAACAGAGUAAAGAUCUCGCCAACAAACGCAUCACAGCUAAGACUGCUCCACCCAGGACUGCACCCGCUAAGAACACCGUGGCAAGCAAAACAGCAGUGAAGAGCGUACCCAAGAAGGGGCUCGCCAAACCCGAGAUAAUCCCGAACGGAAUAAACGGCACCGAGGAAGUGAGCAAGCCUCCCUCCACCCCGCCCAUGGACAAUGCGCUGUUGCCGGAUGUCAUCGCGUGAAUUUAUUCCUAAUUCCUUAAUCGCUUCAAUUUUGUGAUUUUUCUAUAAGUGUAUAGAUAAGGGCGCGUUAGGUGCGUCACCGAGUGGCGCACGACUUAUUUUAGCGGCUUCACAGUAUGUAUAGUCAAAUAGUCACGCAAGCACGGAGGGAAGCUCGGAUGUCGUCUAUCCCGCUCAUUUCUGAUACGACGUGUAAGGAUGGCGAUAACGAAUGAGUUAUGAAGUACAUUGUGUAACUGCUUGAAGGUAUCGACUGUGCUCAUGUAAAUAUGUAGUCUUUGCAUUAUAAGAAUAAUUGUUUGUUAAAUUUUUUAUUUUGGAUAAUUUUAUGUAACGCUGUUUAGUUUCAGUCCUUGUGAAGUGCGCAAUCCUACAAUGCAAAGACUGCAUCGCGAUACAUUUAUCCAUUACGAAUAGGUUUUAUAUUUCUGACGGACAUUUUUAAUUUAUUUGAAUUAUUUAAUAAAAUCGUAAGGGACUGAAACAUUGUUUUAUUUAUAGACGGUCAUUCGGCAGAGAACGAUUUAUACUAAGCGUACAUUAUUACUUAAAGUGUCAAUGUUUAUUAUCAUGGUGUUAAAAGUACUAAAUAGAGCAUUUUAUUACAAUAAAUGGUUAUAUCACCACAA
Molecule: messenger RNA, 6156 nt
Organism: Pieris rapae (cabbage white)
Lineage: Eukaryota; Metazoa; Arthropoda; Insecta; Lepidoptera; Pieridae
Exons: 15
Coding region: 275-5527 (1750 amino acids)
Biological process (GO): negative regulation of protein kinase activity; protein dephosphorylation
Molecular function (GO): protein serine/threonine phosphatase activity; cation binding
Source: RefSeq, a predicted model, not a curated record